This is a messenger RNA of Suricata suricatta (meerkat), 4409 nucleotides long. RefSeq names its product ADAM metallopeptidase domain 22 (gene ADAM22). NCBI's taxonomy places the organism in Eukaryota, Metazoa, Chordata, Mammalia, Carnivora, Herpestidae. Gene Ontology annotation, molecular function: metalloendopeptidase activity. Gene Ontology annotation, cellular component: postsynaptic density membrane. The record is from RefSeq and is a predicted model, not a curated record. Gene Ontology annotation, biological process: proteolysis.
UGCAGCACUGAGGCAGCGCCGCGGCGGAGGCUGCAGCGCCACGGCCGCCGCAGCACGGUCCGGGGCUGGGAGGGGGCGGCCGAGGAGAGCUGGGGGGCCUGGGCCGAGGAAGCCGGACCCAGUGCCGGGGCAUGAGGAGCUGAGCGUCUGGAACGAGGCGGGCUGACGGCAGCACCAUGCGGGCGGCUGCGGCUGCGUCCGUGCCCUUCCUGCUGCUCUGCGCCCUGGGGACCUGCCCCCCGGCGCGCUGCGGUCGGGCAGGAGACGCCUCGUUGACGGAGCUGGAGAGGAGGAACGAAAACCGCUUCCUGGAGCGCCAGAGCAUCGUGCCACUCCGGCUCCUCUACCGCUCGGGCGGCGAAGACGAAACUGGACACGACGCGCUCGACACGCGGGUGCGGGGCCCCCCCGGCGGCGCGCAGUUGACUCAUGUUGACCAGGCAAGCUUCCAGGUUGAUGCCUUUGGAACAUCCUUUAUUCUCGAUGUCGUGCUAAACCACGACUUGCUGUCCUCUGAAUACGUAGAGAGACACAUCGAACAUGGAGGGAAGACUGUGGAAGUUAAAGGAGGAGAACAUUGCUACUACCAGGGCCAGAUCCGAGGAAACCCAGCCUCAUUUGUUGCAUUGUCAACAUGCCAUGGACUUCAUGGGAUGUUCUAUGAUGGGAACCACACCUAUCUCAUUGAGCCAGAAGAGAAUGACACCUCCCAAGAGGAUUUCCAUUUUCAUUCGGUUUACAAAUCCAGACUGUUUGAAUUUCCCCUGGAUGAUCUGCCAUCUGAAUUUCAGCAAGUACAUAUCACUCCACCAAAAUUUGUUUUGAAGCCAAUACCAAAAAGAGCUAAACGGCAGCUUCGUCGACAUCCUCGUAACGUAGAGGAGGAGACCAAAUAUAUUGAACUGAUGAUUGUCAACGAUCAUCUCAUGUUUAAAAAACAUCGGCUUUCAGUUGUGCAUACCAAUACAUACGCAAAAUCUGUGGUGAACAUGGCAGAUUUAAUAUAUAAAGACCAACUGAAGACCAGGAUAGUGUUGGUUGCCAUGGAAACUUGGGCAGCUGACAACAAGUUUGCCAUAUCUGAAAAUCCACUGAUCACCCUACGUGAGUUUAUGAAAUACAGGAGGGAUUUUAUCAAAGAGAAAAGUGAUGCAGUUCACCUUUUUUCGGGAAGUCAAUUUGAGAGUAGCCGGAGCGGGGCAGCUUAUAUUGGUGGGAUUUGCUCGUUGCUGAAAGGAGGAGGCGUGAAUGAAUUUGGGAAAACUGAUUUAAUGGCAGUUACACUUGCCCAGUCAUUAGCUCAUAAUAUUGGUAUUAUCUCAGACAAAAGAAAGUUAGCAAGUGGUGAGUGUAAAUGUGAGGACACGUGGUCUGGAUGCAUAAUGGGAGACACUGGGUAUUAUCUUCCUAAAAAGUUUACCCAAUGUAAUAUUGAAGAGUAUCAUGACUUCCUGAAUAGUGGAGGUGGUGCCUGCCUGUUUAACAAACCUUCUAAGCUUCUCGAUCCUCCUGAGUGUGGUAAUGGCUUCAUUGAAACUGGAGAGGAGUGUGACUGUGGGACUCCUGCAGAAUGUGUCCUUGAAGGAGCAGAGUGUUGUAAGAAAUGCACCUUGACUCAAGACUCUCAAUGCAGCGAUGGUCUUUGUUGUAAGAAAUGCAAGUUUCAGCCUAUGGGGACUGUGUGCCGAGAAGCAGUAAAUGAUUGCGAUAUUCGUGAAACAUGCUCAGGAAAUUCAAGCCAGUGUGCCCCAAAUAUUCAUAAAAUGGAUGGAUAUUCAUGUGAUGGUAUUCAAGGGAUUUGCUUUGGAGGAAGAUGUAAAACCAGGGAUAGACAAUGCAAAUACAUCUGGGGGCAAAAGGUGACGGCAUCAGACAAAUACUGCUAUGAGAAACUGAAUAUUGAAGGCACGGAGAAGGGUAACUGUGGGAAAGACAAAGACACGUGGAUACAGUGCAACAAACGGGAUGUGCUUUGUGGUUACCUUUUGUGCACCAAUAUUGGUAAUAUCCCAAGGCUUGGAGAACUUGACGGUGAAAUCACAUCAACUUUGGUUGUGCUGCAGGGAAAAACAUUAAACUGCAGUGGUGGGCAUGUGAAGCUUGAGGAAGAUGUAGAUCUUGGCUAUGUCGAAGAUGGGACACCUUGUGGUCCCCAAAUGAUGUGCUUAGAACACAGGUGUCUUCCUGUGGCUUCCUUCAACUUUAGUACUUGCUUAAGCAAUAAAGAAGGCACUGUUUGUUCAGGCAAUGGAGUUUGCAGUAACGAGCUGAAGUGUGUGUGUAACAGACACUGGGUGGGUGCAGACUGCAGUACUUACUUCCCUCACAAUGAGGACUCCAAGACUGGCAUUACUCUGUCUGGCAAUGGUGUUGCUGGUACCAAUAUCAUAAUAGGCAUAAUCGCUGGCACCAUCUUGGUGCUGGCCCUCAUAUUAGGAAUAACUGCGUGGGGUUAUAAAAAUUACCGAGAACAGAGACAGUUACCCCAGGGAGAUUAUGUAAAAAAGCCUGGAGAUGGUGACUCUUUUUAUAGCGACAUUCCUCCCGGAAUCAGCACAAACUCAGCAUCUAGUUCUAAGAAGAGGUCUGCUUUUCUGUCGCAUUUUCAGAUUUCUGCCUGUUCCAUCACACAUUAUUCCAUUAGUCAGAACAUUUCAUUAUUUUGCAGCAGGUCUAAUGGGCUUUCUCAUUCUUGGAGUGAAAGGAUCCCAGACACAAAACAUAUUUCAGACAUCUGUGAAAAUGGACGACCUCGAAGUAACUCUUGGCAAGGUAACCUGGGAGGCAACAGAAAGAAAAUCAGAGGCAAAAGAUUUAGACCUCGGUCUAAUUCAACUGAGAGGGAGCCCCAAGCACCUGAGCCUGGGCACUCCCUCGCCCAGACAGUCCCAUCCCAAGGCAUAAGCCCAGGGGGCUCUGACAGCCCCCAAACAGGGAGUCUGGAUCACAGGUAUUUAAACCCAUGGUUCAAAAGAGACUAUAAUGUAGCUAAGUGGGUAGAAGAUGUGAAUAAAAACACUGAAGGACCAUACUUUAGCUCUCAAGAUGGCCAGCGUCAGGAAGACAGGACUCUAUCUCCUGCCAAGUCUCCUUCCUCAUCAACUGGGUCUAUUGCCUCCAGCAGAAAAUACCCAUACCCAAUGCCUCCACUUCCUGAUGAAGAGAAGAAAGUGAACCGACAAAGUGCCAGGAAGCCCAGCCUCACGGAAGCACUGCAAAUCUCUCUGCUCUUCAGACAGUACAGACCCUCUGAGACGCCACAGGGGAGACGAAGCCGAGUUUCACAUCUGGAUACCAUUUUCUUUUUGUCACUGGCUUAGGAGUUAACUGAACCAUGAAAAGAACUACUGAAAUGUUACACUAUAACAUGGAACAGUAAAGGUACUGGUAUGUUAGUGGAUAAUCCGCAUGACAGAUAUAUGUAGAAAUCUCACUAAAAUUAACUCAAAUGACCCAAAUGUAGCAAGUUUCCUAAGGGACAAUAGUGGAUUCAGAACUGGCAUUCUGAAGCACAUCCUCAUUGUAGACAGUAAUGCUAUGUGCAUGAAGCUUCUGUUUAUUGCUUUCCACAUUUAAGGAAACAACAUCCCAUAAUAGAAACUAGCAUGCAGGGCUAAGGCAUAUAGGAUUUUUCUGCAGGACUUUAAAGCUUGAGAGGCCAAUAUCCCAUAUGCGAACUCUAAACAUGUAUCUUUAUUUUUGUUUUGUUUUUUUACUUUUCAUAUUUAUAUCAGCAUACAAGGACAAUUGUACAUAUGUAAACAUUUUUAAAAUAAAAAGAAAGGAACUGUUACACACAAGUAUAUUUUGCCAAAUGCCUAAACAUAAUCAGUAACAGUCACAUCGUCGUCAUCCAUCAAAUCGUCUUUAAAGAUUAUAAGCAGAUGAUGUUGUAAAUAUAGUGGUCAGUGCCCUAAGUGUGUCUCUCUCUAAUUGGUAUUCGUCCUCCAAAACAUGCGAUAUCUUUUUAAACUGUGCACAGUCUGGAGGCAGUUUUAUUGAGUAAUUGAACCAGAGAACAAAAUGCCCAGCAAACCUGGGGCUUCCACGCUUGCUGGGGCAGGGGUUCAGGAGCGUAGCCUCUCUGCAGCCUCCGGGCACUCUGAUGCUGAUGGCUGCUCCCCGGGAGUCCGCCAGCCAGUGCUGCCUCAGCAAGCUGUUCUCUCAGUAUCAGAGCACGGCUAGUCUCACCCUGGAGGCCCGUGGGCCCCUCAGCAGCAUGCCCUGCUGACCUUAAGCAAGUGUACCAAAGACACGUGAGACCAAGGGCCGCUAAUACAUUGGUGGCUUCCAACUUGCCAACACUCUAACCCUUUGUGGCCUCAAUUUUUGUUCUUUGACAAAACUUUUUUAGCUACCCUUAAAUGUAAGAUGAAUGACUUGUUUUAAUAAAGCCAACUUUUACACGA